This is a messenger RNA of Dermacentor andersoni, 7037 nucleotides long. The record is from RefSeq and is a predicted model, not a curated record. NCBI's taxonomy places the organism in Eukaryota, Metazoa, Arthropoda, Arachnida, Ixodida, Ixodidae.
CAAAUUGUGGUUUUGGCAUGUAAAACACCAGAAUUCAAGCCUGUGUCAUAAGCUUCCCUGUAUUUGUUUUCUUGAGAGCACCAAACAGCUAUAGCUCAGAAACGCGUAAUCUUAAACUAUCAGUGCCAUGAAGGUUUAAAUCAGAAGAUCACUUUUUAUUAUUUCACAAAAUGCUUUACAGAAAGAGGUUCACAGAAGGAGGUCCCAUAGUAAAAACUGAAUUAGGACCUCCUGUUCAUGCAUGGUUAACAUAAAAGUUACAAUGGCAAGGACAGCCGUUGAAUCAGUAUAAUUGCAAAAAUAAUAAUUACUGAGAUACAGCUAGAUGUAAGUAAAUCAAGAUAUUAAUAGACAACAAUGUAUUGGCAGUAAGUAAUAUAGUGAAACAAGGUAAAACUAACCUAGAAGAGGAGGAAGAAGGGGGAAAAGAGCAAAAGGAAAGAAAUAACGUAAGCAACACGUUGAAGUACGUAAGAACAGCAGUCCUUAAACGAAAGUCGGGUUGUACAGUACACUGUCUCUCAUACAUAUCACAACAAAAAAAAAUUUUCCAAUUCAUGACAAAAUCUAUGGGCUUUCUGGAGUUUUAUGACAAAUGGUAAUGUAGAAGAGUUGUGAUCUGGGUCAGUUAGAACAUAUUCUUGAGAUUUAAACAAGUCAAAUGCUAAUGUAUUCCAUGAUGAUAUGGCUGCAAAGUGAACGGUGUGUUUGCCAUAAUUAGUGCGUAUUUUGGCUGGAAUGAAGUUAUUAUGCAGCGUGAAACGUGUUGGGUUAGUAUUCGUUAAAGAUGAUAUAGGAAUUAGCCACAAUAAGAUUUUGUCAUUUAUUAGUUUUAAAAGAAAAGUGACAAGGUUGUACUUGACAAGGGCGGCAACGUCCAGAAUGUUGUUUGUAGUAACUGUUUAGCAUUGGGGGCGGUAUGUCGACUCGACGUGAUUAUGCUAAUUGCCUCGUUUCGGAUAGUUUGUAGUGGUUUGAGGUGAAAAAAAAAAUUAUGGGGUUUUACGUGCCAAAACCACUUUCUGAUUAUGAGGCACGCCGUAGUGGAGGACUCCGGAAAUUUCGACCACCUGGGGUUCUUUAACGUGCACCUAAAUCUAAGUACACGGGGGUUUUCGCAUUUCGCGCCCAUCGAAAUGCGGCCGCCGUGGCCGGGAUUCGAUCCCGCGACCUCGUGCUCAGCAGCCUAACACCAUAGCCACUGAGCAACCACGGCGGGUAAAGUUUGAGGUGAGUAGUGUACGUGUUACCCCAGGAUGCUAUGCAGUACUUGACGUGAGAGUGUAUAAACGCGAAAUAGAGCUAAAGCAACACCAGUCGUAAAUAGGAUGGACGUGCCCUUAUGAGAAUGAGUAUCCCAUGUGAUAACAUCUUUUUGAUGUGAGUUAUAUGGCGUUGAAAUUUUUGGUUACCGUCAAUAAUAACAUCCAAGUAUGUGCAUUCUUCAUUUGCUGAUAAUAAAUGGUUUCCCAUGGAAAUGGGUGGGGUGCAUAGUGCUGAUUUAUUUUGGGAUGAGAAUAAAAGAAAUAUAGUUUUAGUGGGAUUAAGGGUAAGUCGAUUCAUUCUGCACCAUUCUAACAAGUUAUGAAGAUCCUGGUUACUACCAUUGACAGACAUUCACCAGAAUUAUUAAUUGCUGUGCUAUCAACAUACAGUAUACACUUAGAAGAUGUGAGGUAGUUAGAUAGAUCAGUAAUAUAAAGGAAAAAGAGUAACGAAUCGAGAAUGGAGCCCAGAAUGGUUUAAAAUAAACAUCUGAAACACUAACAACCUGAUAUUUGUCUCGUUGGUAGUUGCGUAAUAGUACUAAAGGAGGACCUGUUAUACCUAUUGAUGCUUGUUUAACAUUGAGAAUCUCGUGGUCAAUGCUAUAAAAUUCUUUUGAAAUGUCUACAAAUAAGGAUCCUGCGAAUUUACUGUCAUCGAUGGCUUUCUUUAAUUGGUCAGUAAGAGAUACAAGUGCUAGGUAACCGGAUCGAAAUCCAAAUUGGUCAGGUGAAAGAAUAUUAAAUUUGUUUAAGUAUUUAUAUUUUUAUGAUUUUUUAGUAUUUUAUCAAUUGUUUUUCGAUUAUUUUCUUGAUUACCUUGCUACAGAAGGGUAAAACACAGAUUGGUCUAUAAUUAGACAUUAAUGAGCAAUCGCCUUUCUUAAAAACUGGAAUAACCCUGCCGCGUUUAAGCUCGCUAGGAAAGGUGACUGUUUUAAACGUGAGCUUGAUCAUUUAAGACAGAACAAAUGAUUCAGAAAUUAAUUUAACAUGACCAGGACGAAUGCUCACAAGCCCAGCGCUAGCUAUAUUGAAAUUGUUAAUUAAUGGUACCACCAUCAGGAGUGGUUGCAAACAUAUAAAAUGACUGUGGAAGGUGCUUUGGUGCAUAUAAGUUCUGUUCUGCUUGAGUGGAGAUAUUAGGAAAGAAAAGAUCGCUGAAAGCAUCCACAAUCAUAUGGCUCUAAAUAAUAUUACCAUCGUGGGAUAUUUUGGCUAUGUUAUCAGCUCAUUGUUUCCUAUCCAAAACUGAAUUCACUAUUUGCCAUAUUUUUCUUUACAUCAGAACCACAUUUAAGUAUUUUUAUUCGUAAUAUUUGAUUUUAGCUUUAUGUGAGUUGCAAGAUUUCUUGUACCGCGCACGUGGGUUUAUAUUGAAUGGUUGUUGUUCUUUUUUUUUUUAUAAAGGUUUCCUCGUGUGCGCAUGGCUUUUAGCAAACUAUCGGUGACCCAUGGGUUUUUAGGUGACGCCACUUUCUUUUUGCAUUUGCGCAUCUCAGAGUAGGAACGAUAGUGUGAUAACAACUUCGUUAGAAAUAGCGAGAAGGCUACCUGCAAAUCAUUGUUGUCAAGAACGAAAGACCAGUCAGUAUGGGAUACAGCUUCUGAGAAUACUUUUUUUCUCGAAAACAAGUUUGGUGUAAGAGUUGGAAUAAAAAUAGCGUGCAGAUGUGGUGCGCAGAAAGACGGAGAUAUGGUGAGUAUUGUCAGUUUCAAGUACUCCUGCAUCAGGUGGAUUCAGAAGAUUAGACAAUGCAUGAUCGUUUAGAGUGCUAGAACCCGAAGGACUGAACGAGUAGGGAUAAGACUUUCGUAAGCAAAACCAUGAAAACAAGACGAAUAACUGACGGAGCACGUGGAUGACUCCAUUAAGUUCAUACUCAUCUCAUAAUUAUGACAUUUUUGUUCUCCGUGGAUAACUUUGACAUUGCUUUUUCGCGAGAAAUACAAAAAUCUGGAGCUGAGGAAGAAGGUGAACGGUAAACGCAACUAAAGAUGAAAUUUCUAUUAUCGGUGUUGAGAAAAUUAGGAUCGAAUUCCAACCAAACUGAUUCGCAGUUUUGGAUAUUUAACGUGAGGGCGAGUCUCCGUUUCUACGGGAUUCCGUAAUACACUUAAGGUUAGUGUCCAAAUAAACCAUUAUACAGAAGCUUUGUCCAGCGGAUGGUGCCCGGAAGGAUGAUUCGCUUGAAGAUUAAUUCAGUUGCCGCCGAUAUAUGGCUGGCCAUUUACUUUUCGUUCGCUGCGAGGCACACCCCCCUACUGAAGGACGUUACCCGACGGUGGCGCCCGUCUUUCACCGUUGUCCGUCGAGCUUCCCCCCGGAGGUGCGAAAAACAAGCGCGCACCCGGUAGUCACUUUCUUGGUAGCCAGCACACCUUCUUCGCUCGCGUGAGCCGCCGUGAUUGAAAAGAGGAAGAAGGGAGCACGCUCGUCGGGGGUACGCGGCCACCUAGCACGUCGGCUUGUUUUCCCCCGCCGCUAUCUCCCUCGUCAUCGUUGUGCGCAAGCGCGUGCGGAGAGGAACGAGUCUGCCGCCGCGCGGUGGACGAGCGGUCCAAACAGGUUGCACUGCAGAAGGCUGACCACGGGGCGCCGUCUUCCGCCCCACGCAGUGGUGACGGAGCGGUCGACAAGUGGCGAAAAGUCGGCGGCGGUACCGCCAGGUGGCGGCGAUGAGCGGCACGACCAGGCUGCUCGCACUGUGCCUCCUGUCGAGCGCCGUGCGCGGCGCGCCCAAGCCGCAGCAGACAGCUCUGGAAGGCCUGGUCGCUGCACGGGACGUCCUGUCCACCCUCGAGACGACGACGCUGCAGAAUGUGGGACUCCAAGACCGCGCAUUCCGUGUCGGCCUCGGCGCGUUCAGUGGCGAAGCCACUCUCUCCAACGGCACUCUGCGCAGUGUCUCCGGUGUGCGGGCCGUCAACCUGACGCCAGCCGAUGGUGCCGAGCCUUCGGUCAUCCGUGCCGACUUGCCCCUGAGCAAGAUGGCCAUUCACUACAACGCCAACGUUACGUUCAACUCGCGCAGCGAACUGGCCGGAAUGGACGUCGAGGUCGACUCCCUCGAGCUCGUCGUGGAGCUGAGCCACGAGGGCAAGGGCCAGCUGGAGCUGCAGUCCGUCGAGGCCCGCGACAUGGCCGAGAUGCGUGUGCGGUUCAGCGGACUCCGCGUGUUCCAGGCACAGAGCGACCUGCUUUCGUUGCUCUUCCGCGGUGCGUUUCGCUUCGACAUCGAGGACGAGGUGGUGGCCAUCUUCGAGGACAUUUUGCGCGAGCUCGUCGACACCCAUAACGUCAACAACCUGUGAUACACGUACAUUGCUGCUCUUGGCGAAGGUCAGUUGGGCGGUGAAACCUUCUUCCCAGACAAUGUCGCGUUCCUACCGCAAUGCUGGUCAUGUGCUGAUUGCAGCUUCGGUCAUAAUCGCAACUAUUAAGGCGAUUCUCAUUGGUCUCUUUCAUGCGAGACGCCCCGUUCAUAAAAGCGGAUAUACCUGGCUAAUCAAUGUUGUUUACCUUCACUUCAUAUUUCGCAUAUUCUAAUGAGCAUACUAUCAGGCAGUUUAUGCCUGAUAAUAUGCUGCUAGUGUGAAACUUGUUCUUUGGUUAACAAACGUGACUUCGUACCUGUCGUAUACCUAGUGCAAUCCUUCGCACUUUUGCGUCCUGAAAAGAAGCGUCUGUGCGUGUGGUACAAGGCGUACUGUAAGACAGUGGGCUCGCUUUCUUCGCUGUUCUCUCAUACAGAUGCACCCAGCGCACUUUUGGGUCCGCACAGGAUCAGUCGCUGUCGUACAGCUGUGAUUUACGACUUGUUAGUCGUAAAUUGCCCCCGUUCCCACUACAUGAGCUUACUUUCACGUGUCUGUGCAGCUAUCAAUAAGUCUUCUGUUGCAACAUUUUCAGUCUGACUUUGAGUUAGCAUGUCAGCGCGCUACUGUUAAAGCGGUGAUUGCCACAAGGUUAGAGCAUUUGUAAAAGGAAUGAUUUCGUGCAAACUUUUUUCUUCUGUCUGCGUAAGCUUACCGGCGUUUAACCUGCCCAAACCAAGACUUUGCCAGUCCGUCUUCUUGCAGUUCGCGUGGCCUUACAGGAAUGAGUUAAUUCGCACCUAGAGUAUCGGGCAGUAAAAAAUUUGGGUAGUUUCUCCCGAUGGAUAAAGCAUUAAAAGCGGUCGCAACGGUUAGCGUUGCACUGAAGCUCAACAGAAUGUGUCCACGGGGCGACAUGGCUUCUGCGCUGCAGAAACAGCGCCCUUGCAGCUGUCAGGCGUCUCAUUACGUUGGCGCGAAAAAUUGAGACGAGGACUAAGAGACGUGGGCGGUUUUGUAAAACGCAAUCUUCAUAUGGCGCCAGCAAACCAUUGAAGGUAAAAUAACUUAGCCACCAUUUUAUAGUAUAAAGUAAUGCCCGUGCCCUGGUUAUCCCUGGCAGAAUUUAUUUAGCCCUGACUCAAUAACGAAACUACUAGUUCACUCUAACGUAACAUUCAGUGGCAUUGCUCGUGCAUCCGUCGCUGGUACAAGACGGAUGUCGUCGCAUGUCCAACAUGCGAUGUCACUGCCCGGCUCACAUGAGUGAGAGAUUUACUAGUGUGCUAGCUAUUUCUUCGUUCGUUACCCUUUCCUUUCUGCGAGAACCCGUGUAAUAUUAUGUUAUGCCCAUUCAAGAAGCUGUUAUGAACAAUUUGUUACUGUUACGUGGCAGAAAUGUUUUUUAACGAGCGCUUCUAGUCGCUCAUUUCGUUCGGUACCUUGCGAAUCUUUCGCACGCAACCAAUAUAAGCUCAUGUUGUUGUUGACAAUGCAGCACGAUUAUUCAUACGAAAGGUGUAUUUCUAUUGGAAUAUAAAGCAGCCUCCAGAAAACUAUAAUCUGUGGUAAUACUGAAGCCUUUAUCUUGAGAACGAUAUGUACAGUUUGUUUCAUAUUACAAAGGAAUUCAAAACAGUGACCUAAAAAAUGUGUUUAGAAGUAUUUUGGAUUGAAAAGUUUCAAAAAGCGAAAUUCGUCAGUGCAGCUUUUGCUUUUUCGUUCAUACUCUGCCAUAUACCUGCCCUGAGUAGACAGGUAUUUAAUCUAUUUAUCGCGUACCACUAGUUGUUUAUUAGUAUGAAUGCAGAGAUCUCAACAUUACAAAUAUAGCGACGUUGUUCAUUCACAAUUCCGUCGCUUGCAAACAUCGCAGCAUUAGCGCUGGAUGCAAAUUUGUUUCUUGUCUAAAUGAACAUUACCUCUUCAAGCCAUUCUUUCCUCGUGCACUUUAUCCCGUUGUUUUUCCAGCUGCGCAACCUAAGCACCGAAUGCGGUUCCUGUACGCGGAAAAUGUAUAUGUAGACUGUGACUGCAGCUGAACAAAGCACAAGGCUUUGGCGUCGGCGGGACGGUCUUCGCAUGUCUGAAAAAACGUCCCCAGUGGCAGCGAUGCGCGAGGUGGUAGCUGGCUAAGACGUUGCGCAUGUCACCAAGUGCUACGCAGUAGAGCAAGGCGCUUUUUGCCAAGCUUCUUUUGAAGCCACUGGCAACAAUGAUGUCACGCGUUGAGUCUGUUUUUUUUUUUUUUUUUCUGUAUGUGUGCGUGGUCGCGAAAGUGCCGAAUCAACUUUUAGUGAUAGAAUUUUUUUUAAGUGUGUGCAUGGUGAUUGGGUGUUUAUUUAUCAAAUGUUAAUAUAAGGUACGCAUACGCUGUUUCUACCCCAUAUCUCCACACAUUUUUUUUAUUGCAUAUAUCAAGCGUAUCAAAUAAAGACUGCCCUGUGAUAUUUA